UUUUUCUUUUUUUUUUGAAUGAUCCACUUGCUAAAGUCCGAAAGGUGAUCGAUCGAGCCGCAGUACACAAGUAGUCAAGCUCAGCUUUGAAUCUCUAUCCAUGCCCCCUGUUCCCUCCAAAUCCAAUUUAUAAAUACCUCUGCUUUGAGCUCCCUCCAAAGUCCAAAACCAACCAGAGAUCCCCUGCUCACUCACUCUGGUACAGUAGAUAGAGCUCGCCUCACUCACACUGGUGCACUGCCAUGGCCAUGAACGUGAUUGCGCUACUUGGCCUCUUGGCAGUUGCAUCGGUGGUGAGGACGGCUUCCGGCGCCGGCGGCCAUGACUACGCCUCGGCAUUGAAGAAGACCAUCCUCUACUUCGAGGCACAGCGGUCCGGCGUCCUCCCGCCCAACCAGCGGGUCACCUGGAGAGGGAACUCCGGUCUCUUCGACGGCAAGGCCAACGGAGUGGACCUCGUCGGAGGGUAUUAUGACGCAGGGGACAACGUGAAGUUCGGCCUGCCGAUGGCGUUCACGGUGACCAUGAUGUCGUGGGGCAUCCUGGAGUACGGCAGACAGAUGGCGGCGGCCGGGGAGCUGCGCAACGCCAUGGACGCCGUCAAGUGGGGCACCGACUACUUCAUCAAGGCCCACCCGGAGCCCGAGGUGCUGUACGGCGAGGUGGGCGACGGCGACACGGACCACAGCUGCUGGCAGCGGCCCGAGGACAUGUCCACCAGCCGCCAGUCCUUCCGCAUUGACCCCCAGAACCCCGGGUCCGACCUCGCCGGAGAGACCGCCGCGGCCAUGGCCGCCGCGUCCCUCGUCUUCCGCAACACCUACCCGGGCUACGCCAACCUGCUCCUUGAACAUGCCAAGCAGCUGUUCCAGUUCGCCGACAAGUACCGUGGCAAGUACGACGCCAGCAUCCCCGUCGCUCGCAACUACUACGGAUCCUUCAGCGGAUAUGGGGAUGAGCUUCUGUGGGCGGCGGCGUGGCUGUACGAGGCGACGGAGGAAGGGUGCUACCUCGAGUACCUGGCCCGCAACGGCGACGCUCUGGGCGGCACGGGCUGGUCCAUCAACCAGUUCGGCUGGGACGUCAAGUACCCCGGCGUGCAGGUGCUGGCAGCAAAGUUCCUCCUGCAGGGCCGUGCCGGCGCGCACGCCGCGGCGCUGCAGCGGUACCGGCAGAACGCCGAGUUCUUCGUGUGCUCCUGCGUCGGCAAGGGCGCCGUGAACGUGCCGCGGACACCCGGCGGCGUCAUGUACCACCAGCGCUGGAACAACCUGCAGUUCGUCACCAGCGCGUCGUUCCUGCUGACGGUGUACGCGGACUACGCCACGGCGCUACCCGGCAGCUCCGGCGGCGCCGUGCGGUGCCCCGCGGGCGCCGCGCGGCCCUUCGAGAUCCUCGCCUUCGUCAGGUCCCAGGUGAACUACAUCCUCGGCGACAACCCGCGGGGCACCAGCUACAUGGUCGGGUACGGCGGCAGCUUCCCGCGGCAGGUGCACCACCGCGGCGCCUCCAUCGUGUCCGUCAGGACGGACCCGUCCUUCGUCAGCUGCCAGGAAGGGUACUCCGCCUGGUACCCGAGGCAGGCCGGCAACCCAAACGUCCUGGAGGGCGCCAUCGUCGGCGGGCCCGACGAGUACGACGACUUCGCCGACGAGCGGAACAACUACGAGCAGACGGAGGCCGCCACAUACAACAGCGCGCCGCUGCUCGGUGUCCUCGCCCGCCUCGCCGGCGCCUGCGGCACCGGGCUGGAAGAGUACCAGCUGCCACCCCCGGAGGCCGCCGCGAACGAGACGUCGUCGCCGUCUCACCGUCGCCGACAUCACGCGCCGUCGUCGUCCCCGAUCGAGAUCGAGCAGAACGUGACGAGGACGUGGGCGAGGCGCCGCACGACGUACUACCGCUACUCGGUGACGGUGACCAACAGGUCGAGGAAGACCGUCCGGGAGCUCCACCUCGGCGUCUCGGAGCUCCGUGGCCGGCUCUGGGGCCUCGACAGGGCAAGGUACGGGUACGUGCCGCCCAAGUGGCUGCCGGCGUUGCGCGCUGGUAAGAGCCUCAGGUUCGUGUACGUCCAGCACGGGACGCCGGCCAACGUCUGGGUCACCGGCUACAAGCUACUCUGAAGUUCUGUAGUCGCCAAGUGAUCGACUGUGGCACUGUGCUAGUAGCAUGCUAGGAUUGGAGUUUGGUGAGUUUGUUUAGCUGCACCGGCACCGCGAUUUGGUUAGGUUGCUAUCUCGCUGAGGAUGGAGUGAAGAGAUCGUAGUAAAAUAUGCGCGAGUGCUCAUCCUCUUCCUCCCAAGACCAAGAGUAUUAGUAUUCAGUGUGUCCUAUUUUGGUUAGGAUGGCAAGGGACUUUGAGAGAUGAAGUAAUUAAGUGCUCAUCCUCUUGCCCUUGCGAGUUAUCGAAUGUUAUAUCAGAAAUUCGACUUUUUUUUGUUGUGUUUCUUCUAGCGUUCUGCCGCGUCAGAUCAAAAGAAAGUAAGAGCAUCU
Molecule: messenger RNA, 2496 nt
Organism: Sorghum bicolor (sorghum)
Lineage: Eukaryota; Viridiplantae; Streptophyta; Magnoliopsida; Poales; Poaceae
Product: endoglucanase 15
Exons: 4
Coding region: 243-2126 (627 amino acids)
Biological process (GO): carbohydrate metabolic process
Molecular function (GO): carbohydrate binding; hydrolase activity, hydrolyzing O-glycosyl compounds
Source: RefSeq, a predicted model, not a curated record